CAAAUCCAUCUUCAUCCUCCUCUUCUCUAACGACUUUCCCACUUCUUCCCACCGUCUCCACCAUUCCUCUCUCUCUCUCUGUCUCUCUGUAGCUUUAUCCAUCAAUAUAUAUAUGGCUAGUUAUAUUGCAUGCAUUGUUGUCCUUAAAAGAGGUUGGCAUCGUUAAGCAUGGAGAGUAAGGAGAGCGUUGUCGUUCUGGGGAGAGCUGAGAUUGAUAUGAGUCGACCGUUUCGUUCCGUGAAGGAGGCCGUCAUGCUCUUCGGAGAAAAGGUCUUAGCCGGCGAGGUCUACGCCAACCGGCUUAAUGAGAUUCGAGCUGCAGAAAACAUGAAUGGGCAUGGAGCCUCACAACUGGGACCUGCAAUGGCAGAGCUAGAAGAAACAAAGCAGAACCUCGAGCAGGCACUUGAAGAAAGGCUCAAGAUGGUGAGCUGCCUCACCUCCCUGGGAGAAGAGCUUGAGCAGACUAAGAUAGAGCUCAGCCAAUUGAAAGCUAGAGAAACUCAGAAACAUGCCAUAGAUUCGGAGAGCGAGGACGUAAAGUUUGUUGAGAAUGCAACAGAGAUUGAAAUUGAGACACCAACAAUGAACAAAGGGUUAGAGUUCCAAAAGAAAAGAUACGUUACAUUCGCCAACGCUCCUUCCCUAGCCCAAGCCAUAAACACAGAGGAGCAAGUGUUGGAAAGGCAAAUUUCGGUGGAGAAGGAAACCAUGCCAAUGAAAAAGAAAAAGAAGCCAAUGAUCCCAUUGAUAGGAGCAAUUUUCAGUAAGAAGAAGAGUUGUCAAGACGGUGCAUCGCCUAAGGCUCGUGGUCCAUAAGAAAAUAAUAUAAGGGGUUUGAUAUGCAUAUCUGUGCCUAAAUAAUCAGAGGAUAGCUUCAUCUUUUUCCUGAUUUUUUUUUUUUGUCAUAUAUUUCCAGUAUCUUCAGAUACUUCUUCUUUUUUUUUUUGAUUUGGAUACUAUUUGAAUGGUAAGUGAUAGCAUUUUUGACAAUAAUAGUAUGGGUGGAUAUUAUCAUGUUAUUGACUAUAGUAGAGUGAUAUCAUACAAAAUAAGCAAGGAUCUGUUUAUCAUUCAA
Molecule: messenger RNA, 1078 nt
Organism: Phoenix dactylifera (date palm)
Lineage: Eukaryota; Viridiplantae; Streptophyta; Magnoliopsida; Arecales; Arecaceae
Product: WEB family protein At1g75720-like
Biological process (GO): chloroplast avoidance movement; chloroplast accumulation movement
Cellular component (GO): cytosol
Source: RefSeq, a predicted model, not a curated record